Sorghum bicolor (sorghum) is the source of this 1788-nucleotide messenger RNA. RefSeq names its product myosin-11. NCBI's taxonomy places the organism in Eukaryota, Viridiplantae, Streptophyta, Magnoliopsida, Poales, Poaceae. The transcript is spliced from 5 exons. Bases 372 to 1418 code for a protein of 348 amino acids. The record is from RefSeq and is a predicted model, not a curated record.
GCCUUGAUCCAAAGCAAGCGAAAGAUCUCAGUUCAGAAGCUUUAGCACAACUCCAGCACGACGCAUGCAGCAGACACAAUAAAAUCUUCCCUUUUGUUAGCGUAUUAUCAAACUAGGUUACUAUAAAAGAAGUCCAAAACUAGACUGCAGUGGCCACUGGCUGGAAGAGGGAAACUAAGAGGAGUUCCUUGCAGACCCAACAUGCAGCGAGUGGAGAUGCAUCCAUUUGAUCAAAGCAGAGCUCAGUUCUCUGCUAUUUUUAUAUUAGUCUUGCCACCAUGAUGCUGUGAGACUUGUUACCUCCGAGAGCAGUCUUUAUGUUUGUUUUUCUUCCUGUUGAGCUUACAAAAGUGCAGCCAUUUCUUUGAGUGAUGUCAGUUUCAGAGAGUACAGCGAUUCCUUCAUCGUUGUCAUCUUCACUUGAGUUGGAUCCAUUGCUGAAGGAUCUUGUUGAGAAGAAACUGACCCUGAAGAGGAAUGUGACUGCAAUGGCUACCGAGCUCAAGGAUGCCAGGAACAGGCUUGCUUCACAGGAACUGUUGCUGGCUCAGGAAUUAGAAGCCAGAAAGGUUGCUGAGCUAAAGGCGAGAAAUUUGGAGGAUGAGGUGAGCAAACUGCAGAAAUGCUUAGAGGACAAAGAUGAGCAGCUGCGUGCAUCGCUAUAUAGCACUGAACAGUUUCGCAAUGAGUUGGAUGGUCUCAGAUCACAACUUUCAGUGAUCCAAGCUACUGCAGAGUCCACUGCUGUGUCAGCCAAGACAACGAUGCUGCACUGCUCAUAUUUGUUAGGAAAGCUGAAUGAUAAGAACAGCUUGAUGACUGAGGGUGAAUUUCCGGUGAACAAUGUAUCAGAACAGCUCAAUCAACUUGACAAGUACCACGAGAGCAGAGAUCCAUCACUAAGACAAUUCAAAGAUUGUUGCUCUUUGAGAACCGAGUCUGACAUCACGGAUGCCUUUGCCAAAGCUGGAUUUCAUAUCGUAAACGAGAUUCUGAAUAUCCAUUCUGAUGUUCCAUCAAAGAACAGCGAGAACAUUGACCAGGAUUUGGUUCUUGAGGAUGAUGGUGUGGCCAAGCUGAGACAGCGUAUAACGGUGCUAUCUGCUCACUGGGAAAACAGAAGCAAGGAACUAGAAUCACAGUUGGACAAGCAUCGGAGGACAGCCCAGGAGAUGAAGAGGAGGGUAACAAGACUUGAACUCAGCAUCCAAGAACCACGAUCUCGGUUACCGAAAUUCCAGAGGCUAAGAGAGAAAAGGAACAGAGCUCUUACUCUUAAAGAAGUCAGAAAUCAGACGGCCGUGGAGCAGCCCACUUGUAGUGGUUCAGGCGACAAGCACAAUCUCUGGGAGAGCUCAGCCUUCAAGCUCAUAGCAUCCAUGUCAAUGUUGGUUCUAUUUACACUUGCAAAGCGAUGAACUCUCACGGUAUCGUUUUUGCGUACAGAAAAUCCAAAGUACAUACAUGUUUGAAUCAGUAGGUAGCUCAUUGUUCGAAAGAAAGAUAUGCCAUUAUCUAUGUAAUUGAUCACCAAAUUUUGCUUUACGAUCCAAACCAAAUUUGUUGGCAUCACGCCCAUGACAUAUCAGUGUGACUGUACCAUGUCCAAGCCACACUAUAGCCUUUGCCAUUUGAAAUGGGAAAAUGUGUGAUGUAAAAUUAUGGUGAUACUCAUCACAGGAUGGCAAUGUAAAAUAUGCAUUAAUGGCUGUAAGCAAAUUUUUACUAAAUUUUUGGCAAUGCCUUCCAAAAUAUUGGCAAGGCACCAUCUUUAUCUUGUUGGUAGCG